AUGUGCGGCGACAGCAGCUGUGACUACCUACUGGAUCCUCCGACUUACCGCGAUUUUCUCAACGCCUACCUCCUUCCGAAUAGACCUGUGAUCAUAGGCCCUUCCCUGGUAUCGUCAUGGAAAGCGCUUCGAGUGUGGGUUAUUCGUGACAGGGAAUACUCGUUAUCCGCGGCCUCCGGUUUGCAGGCAGGUUCCAAGAGUACGGCUCGAACACGUAUUGACUGGGACUACCUGUCGCGCGAGUACGGUGACUGUGAAGUUAUCGUAGCCGAUUGCUCUACUCGCGAGUUCAGCGACCAGAAGCGAGAGAUGAUGCCCUUCCGCGAGGUGGUCGAUCUAUGGAAGUGCGGGAAUGGAACCUCGCUGUACGUAAAGGACUGGCACCUCGCCAGAACCCUCCACCGAAUGCAUGCAGCCGAAAAUUGCGAAACUUCCCUGCAGACGUUCUACACCAUCCCGGAGGUUUUCCAGGACGACUGGAUGAAUUCGUACUAUUCCGCCUGUACGGAGGAUGACUUCCGUUUCGUUUACGUCGGUGCGGCCGGUACAUUCACACCGCUCCAUCGCGACGUGUACGCGUCGUACUCCUGGUCUACGAAUGUUUGUGGUCGCAAACGCUGGUGGCUUUUUCCGCCGGGACAGACACCCUAUCUACUCCGGAAAGGAGGCGAGGAGCAUAUGGAAACGGCGUAUGAUGUUCGAGACGUCGACAAGGAUGUCUUUCCGCAUUUUUCCCAAGCGCAUCCAAUCGUAAUUGAGCAGAACGGUGGUGAAACCAUCUUCGUGCCAAGCGGCUGGUAUCAUCAGGUAGAGAAUCUGACGGACUGUAUCUCCAUCAAUCACAACUGGUGCAAUUCGGUCAAUCUGCCAUCGCUCUACACUUCUAUGUGUGCCAAAGUGACUGAAGUAGAACAUGCGCUCGAAGACGUUCGCGAACUCCUCGAGCAUAACGCAGUUAGAGAUGAGGAAGACGAUGCACCGGAGCGCGAGUGGAUCCGCAUCGUGCAGGACGUCGUCGAGAAAGAUGCGGGAUGGAAUUGGAUGACAUUCUGGCGCAUGGUGCUGCACGCGCUGAGGGCCUCGACUGGCCAUCCAAGUCCUGAGACAUCUUCAAUGUGGAAGAUUGCUUCUGCCGAUCUCACCCCUCCACUCGAAUUUGUGAAACAGCGCAUCAAACAUUGUUAUGAUGACUUCUUACUUCGGGAUCGGCGCGAAUCAGUGCUGAUGCAGGGGUUGGAUGAAGUCACUUCGAUGUUGUUCCAAUACUUUUCGUUACCGUUACUGAAUGGCUUUGCUGUGACACAGCUUGUGAACUAG
Molecule: messenger RNA, 1317 nt
Organism: Sparassis crispa
Lineage: Eukaryota; Fungi; Basidiomycota; Agaricomycetes; Polyporales; Sparassidaceae
Product: JmjC domain-containing protein
Exons: 7
Coding region: 1-1317 (438 amino acids)
Biological process (GO): negative regulation of gene expression; positive regulation of translational termination; protein hydroxylation
Cellular component (GO): cytoplasm; nucleus
Molecular function (GO): sequence-specific DNA binding; histone H4R3 demethylase activity
Source: RefSeq, a predicted model, not a curated record